Tilletiopsis washingtonensis is the source of this 1385-nucleotide messenger RNA. RefSeq lists its product as hypothetical. Lineage: Eukaryota; Fungi; Basidiomycota; Exobasidiomycetes; Entylomatales. The transcript has 2 exons. The record is from RefSeq and is a predicted model, not a curated record. The coding region runs from base 36 to 1328 and encodes 430 amino acids.
CUCACUCCCUGCUCCCUGCCAGGCCAACGCGCACGAUGGCCGCCUCCUCUGCCGCCGCAGCACAUGCCGAGGUGCCCUUGCCCUUGCCCGAGCUCUCCGACCCGGCGCGCUGGCUGCGCCGCCUGCUCUUUCUCGGCACGGGCACGUCGGGCCAGGUGCCCACGGCGCUCUGCACGCUGCCGCCCGCGCCCGGCAGUGGCGCACGCCCGGCGCCGGCGUGUGCCACGUGCAGCGACGCCAUGCAGCCUGGUAGCAAGAACCGCAGAGGGUGCUGCAGCGUGGCGGUCGUGGGCAGGGGCAAGGGCGAGGCAGAGGAGAGCCUCAUCCUCAUCGACUGCGGCCCGACGUUCUACGGCACCGCCACGCUCGCCGCCUUUGCCGCCAACGGACUGCGGCGCAUCACGGCGCUGCUGCUGACGCAUGCGCACGCCGACGCCAUCCUCGGCCUCGACUCGCUGCGCGCGUGGACGAUGGGCGGCGCCAUCCAGCAGCAGGUCGACGUGUACUGCACGCAGGCGUGCUACGCUGGCGUCGCCGCCAUGUUCCCCUACCUCGUCGACCGCGGCAAGGCCACGGGCAGCGGCAGCGUCGGGGCGCUGCGCUUCCACAUCAUCGACGAGCGGCCAUUCGCCAUCGAGGCGCUCGACGGCGGCACGCUGCGCGACGGCGACGGCAAGGAGCUGCUCGUCACGCCGCUGCCCGUGCAGCACGGCUUCGACGGCGCGCAGCCCUUCCCGGCGCUCGGCUUCCGGAUAGGCUCGCUCAGCUACCUCUCCGACCUGCACCACGCGCCGGCGAGCACAGCGGCGCUUAUGCGCGGCUCGCAGCUGCUCGUCCUCGACGCACUCUCGCCCUACCGGCAUCCCUCGCACUUCUCCCUCUCGCAGGCCUGCUCCAUGGCGCUUUCGCUGCCGGGCGCGCCAGAAGAGCAGCCGCGGUUGGCCCUGCUCACGGACCUCACGCACCGCCUUAACCACCAGCACACGGAUGCCGGACUGCAGCGCUUCACGCGCGACCUGCGAGCAUGGCGGAUAGCGCGUGGCCCAACAGAGGACGAGGCACAGAAGUCGCCGCCGCGCAAGAACGGCAAGCGCCACUCGCGCGGCGAGGGCGGCGAGCCGCGCUGGUGGGCGGGCGCCUGGGACGAGCGCGCCAGCGAGGGCCGCAAGGACGGCCUGCCGUGUCUCGAGCCGGCGGCGGCCACACUCGUGGCGCAGCAGGACGCCGAGCUCAACGGCGCCAUGGCCGGCCUGAUGGCGCAGCAGCGCGGCGUGCCAGACAUACGCGUCGCAUGGGACGGGCUGGUGGUGCCGUUCGACGGCGAAUGAGUCUCCGGGGCUGCGGACUUGCUUCUGCGUUAUUGUAUAGACUGAUGGACGCGCUUU